AAGGACAUUAAAGUGCGCCAGACCUGAAUUUAAAUUGUAUUUAUUUACAGAGGUAUAUUAUGUCACACUUCACACUAGUUGUAACUGUGUAUCUUCCAGAUAAAAUUCUAUCUACUUACUAUGUUACUAACAACAUAUUUCUGCCUCAUCAUUUGACCAAAAUCCACAUUUUCGCAGUCAGAAGUUAUUACAAACACUCAAUAUUGAUUGAUGGUGACAUUCAAGUAAACGUGUUGUAUUCAUCUCAUUAAUUGUCAUGUGUAGCUUGAAGUAAUAUUUCCGUUACCCAUAUGCGAUUAAAUUUCAUUAUGUAUUUUAUCAAAUCACAUGAGUUUGUAAGAAACUGUUUAAUUUUCCAAAAAUAUUUUGAAUUAUGUUAAUAUAAUAUAAUGUACCACAUGCUGAUCAGAGAGAUGUAAUGCCAGAGUAAAGUAAAGCCACAACUUACACAACAGAUCUUUUUUCCUGACAAAAUCAAUAUAAUGCAAUAUUUCUAUCUGCUGAAUGUAAGCUUUUCCAUAUUCCGAGCUUGCCUGCUGCACCGGGGUCAUCACAUGCAUGUGCGAGUCGUGAAAAUUAUGAAAAUAAAUCUAGAAAUUAUUUGAUUGUUAGAUUUUAAAUCAGCGGGGUUGAGGCAUCAAAAGUAACUAAGUAACUAAGCUGUUUUAUGGAAAGUAACUGUAAUAUUAUUACUGAAAUCUUAUUAGUAAUUAGUUACACUACUAGUUACUCCAAAAAAGUAAUAUUAUUACAGUAACUAAAUUACUAGUAACUAGUUACUGCCCAACACUGACUAUAACUAUAAACAUUUUUAUUAAUAAUAGUGAUAAUAAUAUUAUUGCACUUUAUUUUUCAUUUUUUAUAAAACACAGUCACGUGAUCAUAAACUCCUCCCUCUUACAGCUCUUACCAGGAAGAGACGGACGUGUUAUUUCUGCUUCCUGUCACACUGACUCUCUUCUCUACUGACAAAAGCAAUAAAGAAUCAGCCAUCAGUGAAGAACCAAGAGAAACACUUUACAGAAGGAUCUUUGUGAAGUUUGUUUCUGAAUAGACAGCAGAUGUUUGUGAUUCUGGUGGUGAUUCAUUCUUUAAACUGUUGUUCAGAAAGUGAAAGUAAAGUUUAGAUCGCUGGAGCUCAAAGACUGAAAAUGGCUUCACUAUCUGAAGAUGAUUUUUCUUGCCCUGUAUGUCAGGAAAUAUACAAUAAUCCUGUUGUUUUAUCAUGUAGUCACAGUUUCUGUAAAGAGUGUCUUCAACAGUCCUGGAGAACCAAGAAAACUCAGGAGUGUCCCGUCUGCAGGAGAAGAUCCUCAAAACCUGAACCUCCAUUUAAUCUCGCAUUAAGAAACUUGUGUGAGUCGUUCCUGAAGGAGAGAAAUGAGAGGCGUUCAUCAGGAUCUGAGGAGAUCUGCAGUUUACACAGAGAGAAACUCAAACUCUUCUGUCUGGAGGACAAACAGCCGGUGUGUGUAGUGUGUAUGAAUUCACAGAAACAUGAUAAUCAUAAAUUCAGACCCAUCGAUGAAGUGGUUUCAUCAUAUAAGGAGGAGCUGAAUACAGCACUGAAAUCAUUACAGGAGAAACUAAAACACAAUGAAGAAAUGAAAGGAGAGUUUGAGAAAACAGCUGAACACAUCAAGUCUCAAGCUGAGCGCACAGAGCGUCAGAUUAAACAGCAGUUUGAGAAGCUUCAUCAGUUUCUCAGAGAUGAAGAAGAAGCUACAAUCACUGCACUGAGGGAGGAAGAGGAGCAGAAGAAGCAGAUGAUGAAGGAGAAGCUGGAGGAGAUGAACAGACACAUCUCAGCUCUUUCACACACAAUCAAAGACAUGGAGGAGAUGAUGAAAGCCAGUGACGUCUGCUUUCUGAAGGAGUUUCCAGUCUCAAUGGAAAGAGUCCAGAUCUCAUCACAGCCGGAUCCACAGACGCCUUCUGGAGCUUUGAUUCAUGUGCCACGUUACUUGGGCAACCUGCCCUUCAGAGUCUGGAAGAAGAUGCAGGACAUCGUCCAGAACACUCCUGUGAUUCUGGAUCCAAACACGGCUCAUCGAUCUCUCCUUCUGUCUGAUGAUCUGACCAGUGUGAGAACCAGCGGAUAUCAACCUGUUCCUGAUAAUCCAGAGAGAUUUGACUGUUAUCCCUGUGUUCUGGGUUCAGAGGGUUUUAACUCAGGAACACACUGCUGGGAUGUGGAGGUUACACAGAGUGAAUACUGGAGUCUUGGAGUAACUACAGCAUCAAACCAGAGGAAGGGAGAUGAUUUCUAUAAGACUGGUGUCUGGUGUGUGUGGUACGGAGGGUCUCCAGGUUCUGCUUUUCAUGUUGAACGUAAGCUUGAUCGUGUGAGAGUGAAUCUGGACUAUGACGGAGGAACGGUGUCAUUCUCUGAUCCUGUAACUAACACACAUCUACACACAUUCACAACCUCCUUCACUCACACACUCUUCCCUUUCUUCUGUUGUUAUUCCUCUCUGAGGAUCUUAUCGAUCAAUAGUCAGUAAUCUGUAGAUCUGGAUCUUCCUGCUUUCAUCUUUCAUCAUGUUUCAAUAUUUAAUCCAGAUCACACGAGUAAGAGACUGUUGAUCUGAACAUCAGAUCAGAAAACAAGUGCAUUUAUUCAUCUUUAACAAUGAAAAAUUAUUAAAACAUGUGAUGAAGGGUUCAAAUAAAUCAUCUUAAUCAGAUCUGACCAAUGAGAAACAGUGAUGUCACAAAUCCCUGUCCAUAGCACCCUAGCAACUACCUAGCAACCAUCUAGAAAUACUUGAUUCAGCUGCAUGAUAAUAUCAUAUUGUGUGUAGUAUUGCAGAACUGAAAGAGUCACUUCAACACAUUUCAGUGUUUGUUUAAAUGAAUAAUUGUUUAUUUCAGUUCUAGAGAUUAAAUUAUCGUCUGUUUAUUGAAGUAAAUGAAUGUAAAAGGAUCUUGAUCCACAACAAUGUUGAAUAAAAUAUUAAUAUUUAGUCAGAAAUACUUGAUUCUGCUGUUUAUGAAUCUGAUUCUCAGAUCAAAUGAGACUGAAAUCUCUGACAAAGUCUGAAUCAGUUUCACAACAAAUAUUAAUAAUCGCUUGAAUAAACUAACAAUGUGUGA
This is a messenger RNA of Onychostoma macrolepis, 3096 nucleotides long. RefSeq names its product E3 ubiquitin-protein ligase TRIM35-like. Lineage: Eukaryota; Metazoa; Chordata; Actinopteri; Cypriniformes; Cyprinidae. The transcript has 6 exons. Bases 1152 to 2504 code for a protein of 450 amino acids. Gene Ontology annotation, molecular function: protein binding; zinc ion binding. The record is from RefSeq and is a predicted model, not a curated record.